Messenger RNA from Globicephala melas (long-finned pilot whale), 1668 nucleotides. RefSeq names its product perforin 1 (gene PRF1). Gene Ontology annotation, cellular component: membrane. The record is from RefSeq and is a predicted model, not a curated record. Gene Ontology annotation, biological process: T cell mediated cytotoxicity; immunological synapse formation; defense response to virus. Gene Ontology annotation, molecular function: calcium ion binding; pore-forming activity; wide pore channel activity. NCBI's taxonomy places the organism in Eukaryota, Metazoa, Chordata, Mammalia, Artiodactyla, Delphinidae.
AUGGCCUCCCAAGCGCUCCUCCCCAGCGUCCUCCUCCUGCUUCUGCCCGCACCCACCCCUGCCCCCUGCUACACGGCCGCACGCUCUGAGUGCCGGCGCAACCUCAAGUUCGUGCCCGGCUCCUGGCUGGCAGGGGAGGGCGUGGAUGUGACCAGCCUCCGGCGCUCAGGCUCCUUCCCGGUGGACACACAGCGCUUCCUGCGGUCCGACGGCACCUGCACCCUCUGCCGCAACGCCCUGCAGCAGGGCGCCGUCCAGCGACUGCCCCUGGCGCUCACCGACUGGCGCGCCCAGGGCUCGGGCUGCAACCGCAAAGUGGUCAAGGGUGAGGGUCGCUCCACCGAGGAGGUGGCUGGGGCGGCGGCCAACACCAUCCGUAACGACUGGCGGGUGGGGCUGGACGUGACUCCCAAGCCCAGCAUCAACGCGCGCGUGACCGUGGCGGGCUCGCACUCCAAGGAAGCCAACUUCGCGGCCCAGAAGACUCACCAGGACCAGUACCGCUUCAGCCUGGACUCAGUGGAGUGUCGCUUCUACAGUUUCCACCUGGUGCACGCUCCCCCACUGCACCCUGAGUUCAAGAGGGCCCUCAAGACCCUGCCCCCCCACUUCAACAUCUCCACCGAGCCUGACUACCGGAGGCUCAUCUCCAGCUAUGGUACCCACUUCAUCCGGUCCAUGGAGCUGGGCGGCCGCAUCUCGGCCCUCACCGCCCUGCGCACCUGCGAGCUGGCCCUGGAAGGGCUCACGGCCCAGGAGGUUGAGGACUGCCUGGCCGUCGAGGCCGAGGUCAGCAUAAAAAGCCACACCAGUGCCUCGUCGGCAUUCAAGAAGUGUGAGGAGAAGAAGAAACAGCACAAGAUGGGGGCCUCCUUCCACCAGGCCUACCGGGAACGCUGCUCUGAGGUCGUUGGCGGCCACCACACGUCCAUGCAUGACCUGCUGUUCGGGAACCAGGCCGGGCCCGAGCAGUUCUCAGCCUGGGUGGCCUCGUUGCAGGACAGCCCCGGCCUGGUGGACUACACGCUAGAGCCGCUCCACAUGCUCCUGGACAGCCAGGACCCGCAGCGGGAGGCGCUCAGGCAGGCUGUGAGCAAGUACGUGACGGACAGGGCACGCUGGAGGGACUGCAGCCGCCCGUGCCCCCCGGGGCAGCGCAAGAACCCUAAGGACCCGUGCCAGUGCCUGUGCCAUGGCUCGGCGGCCAUCAACCAGGACUGCUGUCCCAGGAAGAGGGGCCUAGCCCACCUGGAGGUCAUGAACUUCGUGGCGACGGGUCUGUGGGGAGACUUGACCACUGCCACGGACGCCUACCUGAAGGUCUUCUUCGGCGGCCAGGAGCUGAGGACCGACACGGUGCAGAACAAUAACCACCCCAGGUGGAUGACACGGCUGGACUUCGGGGAUGUGGUUCUGACCACAGGGGGCCCCCUGAGGGUGCAGGUCUGGGAUGCAGACUAUGGCUGGGACGACGACCUUCUCGGUACCUGUGACCAGACUCCAAAGUCUGGCUCACACGAGGUGAAGUGCUGUCUGAAGCAUGGUCACCUGAGAUUCUCCUACCACGCUAAGUGCUUGCCCCACCUGGCAGGGGGGACAUGCCUGGAGUAUGCGCCCCAAGGGCUUCUGGGGGAGCCUCCAGGAAACCGGAGUGGGCCAGUGUGGUGA